This is a messenger RNA of Ascoidea rubescens DSM 1968, 3141 nucleotides long. RefSeq lists its product as uncharacterized. The transcript has 2 exons. The coding region runs from base 1 to 3141 and encodes 1046 amino acids. Lineage: Eukaryota; Fungi; Ascomycota; Saccharomycetes; Ascoideales; Ascoideaceae. The record is from RefSeq and is a predicted model, not a curated record.
AUGUCAAUAUCCUCAAAUCAUUCUCCCCACGAUCUCUCUUCAUUUCACUUUCAAAAAAGAGUCUCCUUUAACAGUCUUUUCAUUGACAUAAUAGACCCUGAAAAGCCUCGUUUUGCUCCAUCUUUUAUUUACAACAUAGACGGCAAUUCUUCUUCAACCACUGAUCUUCUGGCAAAAAUUAAAAAAAAAAAGCUAGAUUUAAAUUUUGGUUAUGCUCCUGUCAGGUCCUCUUUGGCUUCCUCAAACCUUGAUCCUUCCUUAUUUAAAUUCGAUAGUUUCAAUGUAGUCAAUUCUCAGGAUAUUAAAUUGAACCAUAUAAAAAAAUCAAACGAAUACAAACUACAGAGAGAAAAAAUUAAAGAAAGGAAAAGAAAAAAACUACCCCCUCCAAAAAAUAAAAGUAUUCUAAAAAAAACUUCUUUAAAAUCUUCCUCUCUGAGCGAAAAUUCAAGCUUGAGAUUAUCAAAUUCAAACUUUUUAACUUCUUCAGAUGAUUCAUUAGAUGAUCAAGCUCUAACUGAUUCAAACACAAGAUUAAAUACAAUUCAUCCCGAUUUAUUUCUAAAUCCAAAAUCUCUUACUUCCAUUCAAAAUAACUCAAAAUCACCCAAUUCUAAAAAGAAUUCCUUUUCAAACCCGAAUUCCUUUUCUUCGGUCUCAAAAAAAUUCUCUUCUGAAGAUCAAGACUCUCAAACUUUAAAAAAUACUCAGCUUAAUAUUCUAUUCACAAGUGAUAAUUCCAAUUUCUUUUAUCAACAACAACAACAAUCUUCUGCAAUUGACAUUGAUGCCUUUAACAAUAUAAACAAUUCCUUAACCGAGGAAAAAAAAAGAAGGAAAUUAACUGAAAUGACUGACGAAGAAAUUUUAAAAUUAGACAAUCAGUUUUCUUUGAAAAAAUCAACUGACAUAAACACUGAACAGUUUCUAGGAAAUCUUGUCUUCGAGUUUAACCUGAAUAACAAUAAUACUAUUGAUAACACUAAUGAUGAUAACAUUCUUAGCAUGAAUAAUAGUAGCUAUACUGUAGAUGACGCUCCAAAGUAUAGCGAAGAUGGUACAAACAUAACAAAUUUAUUCAAUAAACAAUACCCUUCAAGGCCAACUGUUGGCUACAAAUCCUUUAUUUUAAAAAAAAGACAUCCAGAUUUCGAUCAAUUUUUAUUGAAAAAUACAAUCCAUAAACCCAAAGAUCACUACACGUCUUUUAAACAAGAACAAGAAAAUUUUGCCAAUUUAAAUAUUAACAGUCUACCACCACUAAUCAAAGAAGAUUUAGAAGAAGAAUUUCAGUCUUCCUCUCAAAUAAUUUUACUUUAUUUAAGUGGCAGAAAACAUACCUGGUCUUCAAUUGAUUACACUUUGGACAACUUGAUUCAUAACGGUGAUCAAUUGAUUCUUAUAACAACCAUUCCUUCAAAUUUUGAACUGAUCGAAAACUGGCUAGAGUCUAACAGUUUAUUGAAAAUUAAAAAAAAUAUUAAAAAAAAGUCCUACAAAACAUCUUCAAUGCUAGAUGAUUUGGAAUCGUCACUAUCCAGAGUUAAUUCGAGAUCUUCAUUUUCAAGUCUUCAAUCGAAACCGGCUCCAUCGAUUUAUAGUUUAUCACUAGCAAAUACAAACAACAAAAGUAGAGCGCCUUAUAAAAUUGUUCCCCUAGAAAAACAAGAUAAAGGCUUCAAGUCGUCAAGUUAUAAGAGUUUAAAUUUUUACUACAAUGGCAACAGCAAUAGCAUUAAUAGUAAUAGUAAUAUUAAUAGUAAUAGUCUUAGUAAAUAUAAUGGUGAGAAUAGUGAUGGCAUUACUGGAGAUAAAUAUAAUAGCAAUAAUAGUAAUAAUAAUGAGCACUCAAUUGAAAUCAAAGACAUCAACGAAAGAAAUGAAAAAUUAAUUGAAUAUAUCAAUAAAAAGCUUUCCAAGUUGAUGGACUAUGUUAUCAAAUUAUGUAAUGAGAAACGAUUAAAAAUUGAAAUCACUAUUGAAGUUUGUUGUGAUGAACCAAUUAAUAAAAAAUAUGAGGAAAUCAAGCAAAAGGAAAUUGAAAGUAAUUAUUUAAAGCAAAAAAAUCUAAGUGAAAGUAAUAUGAAUAAUCUUAAUGGAUUCCGUAAAAACUCUGCCAAUAUUGAAGAUUUUCUAUUGUAUAAAAAGGACAGUGAAAUAAAUAAAAAAGAAUCAAAAUUAACAUCAAUGUACAAGAAUUUAUUGCAUAAGAAGUUAGAUUUGAAAUAUAUUUUCCGAAAUGUGAUUGAAGUAUAUAGUCCCAAUACGAUUGUCAUUGGAUCUAAAAGAGACGAUCUUAAGUUAACUGUCGGAGUUGAAGAAUUAGAAAAUUUAUCAAAGGUUACAACAAUGUCAUCAGAGGCUAAUUUAAGCGAAGAGAGAAAUAAAAGCAAAAGCAUUAAUGGCAAAGAAGGAGAUUUAUCUAAAAUUCGAACUUCUGCUUCGUUACUUUACUAUGAUGUAAAAAGAGAAUUAUCAAGAGAUAACAGUGGAUCAGAUGUAUUAAGUCGAACAAUAACUUCAUUAUCGCAGAUUGACGGUGUGACUAAAUUUGAAAAGGGAAUUAAAAAUAAAAGAAUUAGACUAUCUGAAUUUUUGGUUAAAACAUGCAAGAUGCCAGUAUUGGUUGUUCCAGAUGUUUAUUAUAAUGAAAACGGAGGAGGAAACAAACGCAAUAUCAACAGGAAAUGGGAUAAUGAUUGGGAUGGCAUAGAUGAUGAUGAUGAUGAUGAUAAUUAUAAUUAUGACGAAGAAUAUGAUGAAGAAUAUGAUAGUGAUGAACUGAGUGAAGAAAAGAAAAUAAAAAAAAUAAAGAAAGAAAGAGACUAUGAUAACAAUGAUAAUGAUAAUGAUAAUGAUAAUGAUAAUGAUAAAAUAGUUUGUCAGGAUUUUUUUGAAAAGUUGCUAACUGAAGUGAGUGAUAAAUCCCGUAAGGAGAGUAUAAAUUAUAUCAAAAACUCAAGAUAUGAUUAUUCUAAUAUGAAAAAUAAAGGACAUAAAAAAAUUGGAAAAGAAUUGAAGGACUACAAGAUGAGUAGUGAAUACACAGAUUCAAGUGACAGUGAAUCUGAUGACAAUGUGGAUGAAAAGCCAUACUUCCCAAAGGAAACUCUAUCCUUAAACUCUAUUAGACAUACAUAA